GUGUGUUUAUACAUGAGCGUGUAAGGGAAAGAGAGCGAGACAGAGACUGUGUGUGUGUUUGUGUUUGUGUGUGUGGGUGUGUGUGUAUGUGUGUCAGCAAAAGAGGAAGAGAGACCAAAAGCUGCUGACAAACAUAUUAUAAUGAUACUUUGUAUUGUGGAGUUCAAAGCUUUUGGAUUAACAAAUCACUGGAUUGUACAGAACAGGAGAGAGCCUGCAGAUCAUGGAAUAUAUGAGUACUGUGUCUGCACUGCAAAACCAGUCACAACACAGCAACUCCAGCCAGGUCACUGGGAGACCUACGGAGUACAGUGAUGCUGAGGUCGUGCUGCUGGGGGUUUUAAUGGCCAUUCUCGUUAUGGCCAUAGUUUUUGGUAACAUAUUGGUGAUUACAGCCAUCCUGCGGUUCCAACGGCUUCAGACAGUCACCAACCUCUUCAUUGCCUCCCUGGCUGUUGCUGACCUCAUCAUGGGCGUAGCUGUGGUCCCCUUUGGCUCCAGCUACAUCCUGCUAGGAGCGUGGCAAUUUGGAAACUUCAUGUGCGAGUUCUGGACAGCAACUGACGUGCUGUGUGUGACGGCCAGUAUUGAAACACUGUGUGUGAUUGCUCUGGACCGUUACCUCGCCAUCACCUCGCCGCUCCGUUACCCAACUCUGCUCACGAGGGGUCGGGCCAUUGCGGCAAUCCUAGUGGUUUGGAUAGUGGCUUCCCUCAUCUCUUUCCUGCCCAUCCACCUGAAGUUGUGGGUGGCUAGCGAUGAAAAGGCUGCCCGGUGCUUGAAAGACAAGUACUGCUGCGAUUUUAACACCAAUGUACCAUACGCGGUGUCGUCCUCAAUCGUGUCAUUCUACCUGCCACUGGUGGUGAUGAUUUUCCUGUACACCCGGGUGUUCCAGGAGGCCCAGAAACAGCUGGAGAAGAUCAGAGGGAGGGAGAGACACUUCUAUAACUUGCAUGACACUGCACAGCUGGCCGAUGAUAGCCCUGCAAUGAAUAAACUCAGGGCAGGAACUAAGAUGGGAGAACAAACGGGAGAGGACAGACUAAACAUGCAGAAAAUAGGAGGUAUACACACUGGAAAGGAGGACAGCAAGCAAAAUGAAGGAGAGAACAAAGCAAGGACAGAAAAACACUCAGCCACAAAACGUCUUAAGUUCUGCCUUAAGGAGCACAAGGCUGUGAAAACUCUGGGGAUCAUCAUGGGAACCUUCACGCUGUGCUGGCUGCCCUUCUUCAUCCUCAACAUCCUCAUGGCCUUCGUCCAGUUGAAUCACAUUCAACUGGUCUUCAGACUCCUAAACUGGCUAGGAUACUCCAACUCAGCUUUCAACCCGCUCAUUUAUUGCCGCAGCCCCGACUUCAGGCAUGCUUUUCAGGAGAUACUCUGUUUCAGGGGCAGGAGGGGAAACAGGGGAGGGAGGAGAGGAUGGGGUUGGUUCAGAGAGAAGAAUAGUUACUCGAAGCCCUCCAAUCGGACAAUAGGAAACACAGAUCUGAGUUGUGUUAGAGGAUUGGAUGUUCAGCUGAGAUCAGGGUGGAAGGGCAGUUUGGAGAGCUCUAUUCGAGACAGCUCAUUGACUCUGGAUCCUGCAACACCUUGCUCUGAGCAUGUUUUAGAGGUAGCUCCGGGUUCUCUGACAAACUGGCAGACUAACAGUUCUGCUAAUGGGAGCCAUAAGGAAAAUCUGGCUUCUAUUGCUUGACCAAUUCAAAUAUUGUACUUUACAUUAUGUGUACAAAGCCGUGCAGUAAACAGCACUUUGAUGAAGCUUGUAAUGUUUAUUCGUGGUUGGAGAAUUACUCAACCUUUUGCUCUUUUAUGAGGCUGUAACUUGUUGCAUUGUUAGAUAAUAUUCCGUUAUGUGUUCUUAAUGUCACUGGGUGUACUUGCAAUUACUGUUCCUCUUUGCUGCUGCAGUAUUGAUAAUUCCUGUUUUUGUUAUGUAGAUCACAACUACCAAGGCAGCUACACAAGUGAAACUUUAAAAGAGGUCUGUCUUAUACCUCAAAAUGCAUUUUCAAGGCAAAAGGUAAAAAAGAGGCCAAUUAGUUGAUAGUUACAUUGCUGGUCCAUCAGUCUAGAUGUAUGCAAAAUGUGUAGUAUCAAAAAUCCUAAAAGUGCACUAGAAAAGUGAAAUCUAACUUUAUGAGCUUCAACAGACUGGUGCUUACAACAUGGCUAGUGUAUUAGAAAAUUGUUUAUUUUGUCAACCACGCUGUUAAUGCCAAAUGGAUUACAGAUAGAUGAUUUUAUAAUGGACUGCAUAUAAAUGAAAUGCUACUGAAAUAAAGGACAAAUAGGAUGUUCUGCAGUAAAGAAAUGAGAUGAUUAUACUGGAUAAUGAAAUGCCAACAAAAGUAAUAAAAUAUGCAUUCUCAGAGAUGUUCCUUUACUGGCAGCAGUCGAAUGGGAAAAAUCAAAAAGUAGCUAUUGCUUAGAAAUCCAAAGAAAUGAGCUUUGACAGGAAGGUUGCUGGUUUAAAUUCCUGCACACUGUAAAAGGGAACCAU
Messenger RNA from Scomber scombrus (Atlantic mackerel), 2512 nucleotides. Its product is annotated as beta-2 adrenergic receptor-like. Gene Ontology annotation, biological process: norepinephrine-epinephrine-mediated vasodilation involved in regulation of systemic arterial blood pressure; negative regulation of smooth muscle contraction; adenylate cyclase-activating adrenergic receptor signaling pathway. NCBI's taxonomy places the organism in Eukaryota, Metazoa, Chordata, Actinopteri, Scombriformes, Scombridae. The transcript is spliced from 4 exons. The record is from RefSeq and is a predicted model, not a curated record. Gene Ontology annotation, cellular component: membrane. Gene Ontology annotation, molecular function: beta2-adrenergic receptor activity; norepinephrine binding. The coding region runs from base 224 to 1705 and encodes 493 amino acids.